Messenger RNA from Tuber aestivum (summer truffle), 5238 nucleotides. NCBI's taxonomy places the organism in Eukaryota, Fungi, Ascomycota, Pezizomycetes, Pezizales, Tuberaceae. The record is from the annotation of a GenBank genome assembly.
GGUGCUUGUGUUCCGGGGCAAUCCCAACAGCAAGGAACUCGGUCGACCACAAAGAUUGCUUGUAACUAUUUGAUGUUUCCGAACAGCUCUUCAAUCACAUAUUUUCUUCUCUCCCGUAAUAUCCUCCGACCCCGGUUUACAAUAUUCCUUUAGUCCCCACAGAAAACACCGCUUCACCAACCUUUCAUCUCCCUUCACACUGCGCAUCCAUCCCCUCCGAGCACCCGUCCGAUCCCGCUGCUGCUAUUAGUCCGGCUUUCCCUUCUCCCCGGUGUUGCCCGGCACCCUACGCCCGAUGUUGUCGAGACCCAUAUCGUUAGUGUCAGUGCAUUUCUCGGCUCUCGUUGCUUUUUGUUUGUCUGUCCAUAACGGUUAACUGAUUCCUACUUGUGUGAUGACGUAUAGGCCCGUCACCCUAAGGGAAGCUGCCCUCGACUCUCCAAUGUUUCGCGGUACGGUAGUUCACUACGGGGAACAGGUGGAGUUUGUCGAGAAGUGGCUGGAGGGUUACUUGAAGGCUACCUUGAAGCUUUGCAGCGAGGUGAAUGGCGAGUUUGAGGCUUCGCCCCCGGAAUACGAUAGGGUUGCUAACGUGGCUAGAUAUAGGGCUCGAAGAAGUUGUGAACAACUAUCUAGGGAAGGGGGUCCCUAAUGGUAUAUCCGAGUCGAUAAUUGAUCAGGACUACACGCUACUCGCUAUCAGGAGGUUUGCCGAAGGUUCAAGAGGGUUUUGGGGGGCCAUUAUAAAUGGGGCUAAGAAGGUUGAGCAGACCGUCGUGGAGCCCUUAUUAGGGUUCCAAAGAUCAGAGCUUAGGGUAUUCAAGGUAUGGGGUCACGCGUAGGCACUUUCAUCACGAAUCCUUGCCCAUAAUUGUCUUUAGGAUUCACGACGUUCCCUGGAGACCACUCAAGCGAAAUACGAUACUCUACUUGCCCGCUAUGCCGGAUUGUCAAAAUCGAAGGAGCCUUCAUCACUCCGUGAGGAUGCUUUCCAACUCUACGAGGCUAGAAAGUUGUACAUUAGAGCAUGUUUAGAUUUCUGCGUUGCCGCACCCAUCUUUCGGGCCUCAUUGGACCGUACCUUGACCAAGGUAUUAUCGGACCAGUCUAGGAAGCAGAUACGCCUCCGACGUGAGGGGACCGCAGUAGCCGAAAAAUAUGCAGUUGAAAUGGAUAGGAUAAGGGCUUGGAGUGAGGGCAUGGAGCAGAGUGAUAAAGUGUUUCGCAAAGAGCUUCUUAUGGCAAGAAAAGAAUUGGAGGAGAAGGUGAAGAGAGAGCUGCACCCCGCCAGGGAGUUGGAGGAGUACGCAAGUAGCACGGUUCCUUACCUAUCCAGCAAAGGCCCUGGCAUUGCCCCAGAAGGUGAGAACAUACCAAGUGAAAAACAAGGCUGGCUGUUUAUGAGGACAUUGACGGGUAAACCAACCCGAAGCCUUUGGAUUAGACGCUGGUUCUUUGUGAGGGAAGGGAUAUUUGGAUGGCUCAUGCAAGGAUACAAGGGCGGUGCAAUGGAGGAAAGUGAAAAGAUUGGUGUCCUUCUGUGCAAUAUUAAGCCAGCAUUCCAGGAGGAGCGAAGAUUUUGUUUCGAGGUCAAGACAAAAGAUACCACAAUAUUGCUCCAGUCGGAAACCCAAGCAGAACUCACGUCGUGGCUCGCAGUCUUUGAACAGGCUAAAAGGACCGCUGUCGAAUCGGCAUCUUCUACAGCAUCAACCCAAGCUUUCUCUAUAAUUCCGCCUUCGGCUCCCGUCCCCGCUACUGAGCCGGCAUUCAUAACAAAGGGUCACGAUGGCAAUAAUGUUCCCUCAGCGCUCGCACCACAACCAAUAGGCAAAGAUGGUAUCUCUCUGAACCCACUGAGCAUGUCGAGACAUCUCCUUGUUCACCGUGAGCGUGGGAAUGAGGAUGACGUUUCCGGAAUCGAUCGUUCAUUAACUAUGCCUCUCAACCCCCUCGGAAGCGCCUCGAGAGGAACUUCUUUUGAUAUCAGUAGGAAUGAUAAUUCAACUCCAAUGGCUUCAGGGACCCGAGAAAAAAUCGCACAGAAACUGGAUAUCCAUCGGAAAGCGGGGUUCAACGAGCGAAACCAGCCCCUGAUAGUCCCACCAGCCUCACCGGGUAAUAAUAGUGGCAGUGGUGUUGGUGUAUCUGCCUUGAUCUCCGCGAGCCAUAAUGCUUUACCAUUCCAUCCGCCGGUAUCACCCCCAGCUGAUGGAAAGUUUGCAGAUGGACCUACCAGUCUUGCUCCGGCCACUCUAGCCAGUACACCGGCACCAGUUGCGUUAUCAAAAGCGGCGAUGGUAACAUCGGGGCAGGAGCCGAUAAACGACGAUUUCGGAUCCAAAGGCCAUCGAAAGACUCAGAGUUUAGAUACAACUGUUGGGCCCCUUUCACCCGGCAGGGGUGAUAAUCCACCUGGCGGAAAGGACGAGUACCCCUCGGGGUAUCCCCCGGAGCUCAGGGCUCAAGAUAACCAUUUCAGAGUCUUAUUUCCCGGAAGAAGGCCUGGGGAAGUGGUAUUACUUGGUGAGUGACGGAUUCCGUUUCCACCUUUCAACACCCUAUACGUAGCAGGAUUAGUAAUAAACGCCAACCGGACAGUUUUCCGGGCAACAUGGAGCCCGAAUGAUACACAGGAGCUUCCGUGUCGCUGCUAUGUGACAGUUGACAACGUGUAUUUCUACUCACAUUAUCUUGGCCUUGUGUUUACCAGCGUGAUACCACUAAUGUCCAUUACUGAGGUGAAGGCUGCUCCUGGGAAGGACUGCGAUUACCUAUUUUUGCAUCUUGACCCCGAAGAUGAAGCUGUAGGAGUUGAUCAGGAAGGGCGUGAACCGCACAUCACGGUCAAGAUAUUCUUGGAGCCAGUAAGGCUCUUACAAAGGCGCCUACUCUUUUUAGUCAAAAAUGCCAACACACCGGGGGAAGACGAGCCGCCGAAGCUCCCAGCUAGAAAGGUCCUAGAGAGGCUUAUCGCACUGGAGCGUGAAGUAGAGGAGCGGACUGGGACCGAUACUGAGAGUUGGGAGGAUGUGGGGUUCGUAGACGCGCACGACGAGCUUGAGCGAAGGAAACGUACAGGCGAGCUUGUGAGAGUACGGAUUGACGGGUAGGUUGUUUGCUCUGAAGCGAGAUCUUAAGUUCGGUACUAAAGCAAUGCCUAGCGAUAUGUUGACGUCUCAACCGAUCGUAACUCAGAGAGGCAUUGACGGCAGAGUCAGGGAAGUGACUCGCUUUAAAUUACCUUCGGUACCGGUCAUCUAUGAACCUGAGGGGAUGGAUAAAAAAGCGUUUGAGCGAGAGUUUGAGGUUUCGCCAAAAGCUAUGUUUCACGUCAUGUUUGGAGACAAAUCGGCUGUCUUCCAAACGUUAUACCAUGAGAGGAGAGCACGGUGUAUGAGUUCCCGGCUGCCGUAGAAUCUUCAUGAUCUUGACAAAGUAGAUGCUGACAUCCUUGCUUGGUUUCACAGAUAUUCAACAGGGCGCAUGGACCCAGCGAGAAGGUGGAAGGAUGAAGCGGGAGUUUAGAUACCAGAUUGAAUACUACGACAUUUUACGUAGGUCCCGGAGGCUGGGGUCGAUUGCUGGCGUAGUGCUGAUGAAAGACAUCUAGGGAGAUUGCGGAUAUCAAAUGUGGUUGAUUAUCAAACGAUUGAGAAACAAGACGAUCAUUUGUGGGUUCCCAAACUUCCUGGCGAUCCUGUAAUAUAUGGGGUAUAGUGGGCUAACCUAUCCUCAGGUGUUAUGUAAUCACAGAUCGAAAAACACCCUGGCAUUUGCCUCACCGCGAGCAUUUCAUGCUUGUCAGCAAGGUAGCCAUUACUCACGUAGCGAAAUCAAAGUGUAAAUUAUCCAUCUGGACUGCCGUCGAAUGGGCAAAGGAGCCGACUUUCUCAAAAGGUAUGUCAUCCUUCCAUAUUUGAUUAGAAAUUAUGGGGGCAGGUUGAUGUAACGCUGGUUGUCGCAGGAAUCGUCCACAGACAAGCCCUCGAUGAUCUCGACUUAGACGCCCUCGACCUGGGGGAUGUCGUCGCGGAUCAGGCACGGAAAUUAAGUUCUCAAAGCCGCAUAGAGAGUGCUGUGCGCGUCUUUGGAGGGAUAGGCCAAGAAGCCGCGGGCUCCUACCUGGCAGCGGGGGAGCCGGACGGUGCGCCUCUCGCCUUAGAUCUCGACCCAAGGGCUCCGAGGUUACCGAUCGCCCACAGAUCCCUUUCCCAGAUGAUGCUGGAAACUGGCUUGAGCUUUCUUGAGAGUGCGGUGUCUAGCCUUAUGAUGUGGACAUUUACGGCUCUGCAAAAGGCCUGGGGGCUCGCGUCGGCGCAGCGCAUUAUCCUGCUGUUUCUUGCUGCAUCUCUCUUGAGCAACACAAUGCUUAGCUCGAGAUCCACGGUUUCAUACUGGAACGAACGGAGAGCCGCAAAUUUUAUGAAUGCCGUGGGGGUGUCCCCAAAUGGGAUUAUGUCCAGAGCCGUUUAUUUGAAGGAUAUGGAUGAAAUAGUUCUUAAUGGUACGGAUCUAGUCCACGAUAGCUCUAGCCAAUGGUAAGAUUCACCAAGGCACUUGUCAAAAUUUACCUAUUAUUCAAAACAGCGCGUACUGAUAGCCCCGCAGUUAUGCGAAGUUUAGAGAGCUUGCCAGUUUCACCGAUAUGGACGCAGACGCUGCUCUAGCUAGCAAAGGGUUUUCUAGUGCUUCGACUCGCGCUAUUGCACGAAGGCUCCGGCUCUCUAGGCAGCAUCUUGGGUCGUACCGCCAUGACUUGCUCGUAGCGAUGAGAGUUGUCAAUAGCCUGGAGAGAGACAUGGUGCACGCCGAAUGGGACAAUUGGCUUUUCGAGGAGACGUCUAGAUGCAAACAGGCGCUCUUUGUCUUGAAUAGCUGGAAGCCUCCGACUGGAAGUGCCGGUCAGAACAGUUCAUCUGAGGGAGAUGAUAGAGGAGAACGCAAUGAAGUUGCAAAAUGGCUUUCAGAAUAUUGCGAUAGUUGCAAUAGAGAGCGAAGUGAAUCUGAUACUGGACGACGUCUCGGUCUAGCGUUUCCUUGAAAGCUCAACUUUUUUUCACCCUCUCUCUACAUUUCAUCUUGUCUAGGAUAGAACUGUUUUUGUUUUGCUCUGCGUUGUCUUUUUUUUUUCUAUAGGUUUUGGUCGGCGAUAAAGCUAGAUUGGGGUGGCACUAGUCUUAUUCAUUCGCUCUAUCAUUUUCUCAAUCUUGAUUCCAAUCUAUCGUAUAUAUCACA